GGAUGUGACGUCACAGCCCCGCGCGGCCGCGGGCGGGCGUCGGCGAAGGUCGCCCUGCGGAGCGGACGAGGUGCAGCGCGAGCUCGGGCCGGGGAGCCGCGCGCCUUCGCCCCGCCGGCGGCGCCGAGAUGAGCGGGUACACGCCGGACGAGAAGCUGCGGCUGCAGCAGCUGCGGGUGUUGCGACGGCGGUGGCUGAAGGACCAGGAGCUGAGCCCGCGGGAGCCCGUGCUGCCGCCGCGCCGCCCGUGGCCCCUGGAGGCGUUCUGGAACAAGUUCCAUCUAUAACGUAUACUGGCGCAGUGUGUUCGCUGUCACUCAUGUGCUCAUACCUGCCUGGAUCGUUCACUAUUACAUGAAGUAUCAUGUGGCUACAAAACCAUAUGGCAUUGUUGAAAAGAAGCCCAGAAUAUUCCCAGGUGAUACAAUUUUGGAGACUGGAGAAGUAAUUCCACCAAUGAAAGAAUUUCCUGAUCAACAUCACUGAAGAUUACUUAAAAAUGUCGAAGGCUUAAGCCCAUGUUUUUUUCCUAUGGUAACUGAAUAUGUUUCCUGGAAAAUUAAUAAAGUUUAUGCUCAGAAAA
Messenger RNA from Chinchilla lanigera (long-tailed chinchilla), 583 nucleotides. RefSeq names its product NADH dehydrogenase (ubiquinone) 1 beta subcomplex, 6, 17kDa (gene Ndufb6). The record is from RefSeq and is a predicted model, not a curated record. NCBI's taxonomy places the organism in Eukaryota, Metazoa, Chordata, Mammalia, Rodentia, Chinchillidae. Gene Ontology annotation, biological process: mitochondrial ATP synthesis coupled electron transport; mitochondrial electron transport, NADH to ubiquinone.